Messenger RNA from Echinops telfairi (small Madagascar hedgehog), 939 nucleotides. RefSeq names its product olfactory receptor 6C1. Gene Ontology annotation, biological process: G protein-coupled receptor signaling pathway. Gene Ontology annotation, molecular function: olfactory receptor activity; G protein-coupled receptor activity. The transcript has a single exon. NCBI's taxonomy places the organism in Eukaryota, Metazoa, Chordata, Mammalia, Afrosoricida, Tenrecidae. The record is from RefSeq and is a predicted model, not a curated record. Bases 1 to 939 code for a protein of 312 amino acids. Gene Ontology annotation, cellular component: membrane.
AUGAGAAACCAUACAGCAGUAACAGAGUUUAUCCUCCUGGGAUUGUCAGAUGACCCAAAACUUCAGAUUGUGAUUUUUGUCUUUCUGAUCAUCACCUACAUGCUCAGCAUCACUGGGAACUUGACUAUUAUCACCCUUACCCUGGUCGAUGCCCAACUCCAAAGCCCCAUGUACUUUUUCCUCAGGAAUUUCUCCUUAUUAGAAGUUUCAUUCACAACUGUUUGUAUACCCAAGUUCCUAGACACCAUUGUUACAGGAGAUAAAACUAUUUCUUUUAAUGAUUGCAUCACGCAGUUAUUUUUUUUCAUUCUUUUGGGAGUUACUGAAUUUUACCUUCUGGCUGCCAUGUCUUAUGACCGUUACAUUGCCAUCUGCAAACCCCUGCAUUACGUGACCAUCAUGAAUCAGAGAGUCUGCACACUGCUGGUCUUCUCUUCAUGGCUGACUUCAUUCUUAAUCAUAUUCCCUGCACUCAUGUUGGUCUUAAAGCUCGACUACUGCAGAUCUAAUAUCAUUGACCAUUUUACCUGUGAUUAUUUCCCCCUACUGCAACUUUCUUGUUCUGACACAAAAUUCCUAGAGAUGAUGGGUAUCUCCUGUGCUGUGUUUACUCUAAUGUUUACAUUAGCAUUAAUAAUUCUGUCUUACAUAUAUAUCAUCAGAACAAUUUUGAAAAUCCCUUCCAGUAGUCAGAGGACAAAGGCCUUUUCCACAUGUUCUUCCCACAUGAUUGUCAUCUCCAUCUCUUAUGGCAGCUGCAUUUUCAUGUAUAUCAAUCCAUCAGCCAAAGACAGGGUAUCUUUGAGCAAGGGAGUAGCUGUGCUGAACACCUCAGUAGCCCCUAUGCUGAACCCUUUUAUUUACAGUCUAAGGAAUCAACAAGUCAAGCGAGCCUUUAUGGACAUGGCAAGAAAGACUGUAUUUUUUACAAGUAAAUAA